AUGUCAACUAUUGUUUACGACGUCCUGUCGUCGCUGGGCCUGCUGAACAAACACGCCAAGCUGCUGUUCCUGGGCCUCGACAAUGCCGGAAAGACGACACUGCUCCACAUGCUGAAGAACGACCGCGUCGCGAUCCUGCAGCCGACCCUGCAUCCGACCUCGGAGGAACUGUCGAUUGGCAACGUGAGGUUCACGACCUUUGAUUUGGGCGGUCAUCAGCAAGCCCGUCGUCUCUGGAAGGACUACUUCCCCGAGGUCAACGGCGUCGUCUUCCUGGUCGACGCCAAGGACCACGAGCGCUUCCCCGAGGCCAAGGCGGAGCUGGACGCGCUCCUGUCGAUGGAGGAACUGUCCAAGGUGCCCUUCGUGGUCCUGGGCAACAAGAUUGACCACCCGGACGCCGUCUCGGAGGACGAGCUCCGCCACCAGCUGGGCAUGUACCAGACGACGGGCAAGGGCAAGGUGCCGCUCGAGGGCAUCCGGCCCAUCGAGGUGUUCAUGUGCUCGGUGGUUAUGAGGCAGGGGUAUGGAGACGGCAUCCGUUGGCUGUCUCACUUCGGCAAUUAG
Messenger RNA from Chaetomium globosum CBS 148.51, 567 nucleotides. RefSeq names its product GTP-binding protein sarA. The record is from RefSeq and is a predicted model, not a curated record. Gene Ontology annotation, molecular function: GTPase activity; GTP binding. The transcript has 5 exons. Gene Ontology annotation, biological process: endoplasmic reticulum to Golgi vesicle-mediated transport; vesicle organization; membrane organization. Gene Ontology annotation, cellular component: COPII vesicle coat; endoplasmic reticulum exit site. Bases 1 to 567 code for a protein of 188 amino acids. Lineage: Eukaryota; Fungi; Ascomycota; Sordariomycetes; Sordariales; Chaetomiaceae.